This is a messenger RNA of Brassica rapa (field mustard), 3145 nucleotides long. RefSeq lists its product as uncharacterized. Lineage: Eukaryota; Viridiplantae; Streptophyta; Magnoliopsida; Brassicales; Brassicaceae. The record is from RefSeq and is a predicted model, not a curated record.
CAUAUCUUUCUCCGGUUAACUGGAAUGCAAGAACAUAAUGUGAUACAUGUUUCAUAUCCACAACAAAGAGAAUUGAGUGAGUCAAGAGGACAUGAUAUAAUAUGGAAAGUCAGGCCCGCUAUUAGAUAUAUCUUUUCAAAGAUUACUAAAUCAUCUAUUAUACACAUUAUGAUUUUCUGACAAUUUCGAAGAAACUGAAGUUCUUUGGAAUAUUAUCUUCAUUAAACAUUUAAGUGAAUGUUGUGUAUCCAUCCUACCUUGGUCAUAUAUGGUCAUAUAUAAUUGUACUAUAUAUAUUCUAGAUAACUAAAAGUUGGUUAACUUGAUAAAACAAUGGAUAACAUAAACAUAAAUAAAGUGAUUUGUCUAUCGUAAUUGGUUUUAUUUGAAUAUUGAAAGUGUUUAUAAUUUGAUUGAAAAAGAGUAUUCAAGUCUAGAGUGUUGUAAUUCUUUUUGUAUAGACUACAUUUAUAACAACAUCCUCCUUCCAUUUAACAAACUACCAUCUUUUUUAAUUCACAGAUUUUCAUUUGAUGUUGUUGAAUCAAUUCAUAAAAUAAAAUAUUUAUCUCUUGGAUAACUCGUUUUUUUUAUGUUGAAGAUGCCAAAUUCGAUUGGUUUUGACAACAAAAAUAAAUAUGUUGAGGUAAAGGUUUUUGAAGACAUGCCAGACUAUUUCAAACCAACAUUGAAAAUUUGACGGCGAGAGAGAUUCAAGAGUGACGGUGAGAGAGACAAGCUCGUGAUAUUAGGUUUAGGUUUGUAGUUUGUGAAAUUUAUUAGGAGUAGAAAUUUUACAGUUUUACUUAAACCAUCUCCAUCGAGAUGAUUCAAUUUGGUUCAGUUGACUGGUUUUAAAAAUUAAACCUAAAUUUAUAAAACUCAUCAAGAUGAACCAUUUAGAUGACUUGUAAUUUUAAGUCUAAACGAACAAUAAUUUCAUCUCCAUCCAGAUGGUUCUCAUAUGUGAAAAGUUGUUGCAAGUUUGAGUACAAGUAUAUGUUUUAAGAUUCAAUUUGAUUAGUUGGGAAACUGAUGCUUGUGUUGUUUUUCUUAUUGUGAGAAUAACCCAAAAGACAUAUAGUUAGUAAGCAUGCAUGUGGCUUCAUGACCAUGAUGUAUGAUCAUAUUUUUGUGUGUUUAGUUCUCUUUAUUUGCAAAAUAUUGCUGAUUGUUUUUCUUUCCACUUUGAUAGGUCAUGGUGAACCAAAGAAAACCUUCACAUAUAUAUUGGAGACAAACAACACAUGACAAUGCAUUCCUCAUAAAUUUUUGAUGAUCUUAAUUAUACUUGAAAAACUUGUAUCAAUCUUUAAUAUUGAAGAGAUUAUCCUGGUUGUAGUGGGAGGCCUACUAUAAAUGGUAAGCUCGAAUUCUUUUAUUCUAUAUUGAUGUGUGUUUUGACUCAUAUUUUCAGUUUACUGGUUCUUUUUUAUUUUAUAAGUUUAAUGAAGCAGAUUGUACUUUUACAAAGGUUAAGCGGUUAAACCAAUCAUUGCCAAAAAAAGUGAAAAAACAACGAUAGGUUUCAGAAGUUACUAAACUAGUUACUAACAGAUGAUCACUAGGUAGAGUGUUUCAACCAGUGUCCGAGGAGUCUCCGGACUUUCUUGUGGUUCUUCCUUGCGAUGAUGGCCUGCCGGACUAAGCGAUCAAUGAUCUUGAAGCAUCCUUGGGGGGUCGAGGUUGGUGAAGAGUGAAGUCUUGCAUUUCUCUCAAACCAAAUUUUGUAGAUCGUUGUUUGGAUAACCAGUAGACGAAGCGUAGUACGGCAGGUUGUGUCCUUGAUGUCUGACCAUUCGAGAAGGGCCGUCCGAGUAUGAAACAUGACAGGGCAGGUUGCAUUACUGGUCCUUUCUUCUUUCUUUCUUUUUCGGUUUCUUUUGUAGUCGAGACUGAAACAAACCUUAAUCUGAAAGUUAGUUACGUGAUCUAGUAAUUUCGUUUGUAGUAUACAACAACAUGCUGAUUAUAUAGUUAAAUACAUUGACGUGAGACCAUGUCUUAAGUCUACUACAUACCAUCAAAACAGGUAAAUACAAACGAAAAAAAAAACUAAUAUUAAAACAUAGAUUUAAUCAUUAAUAAAAUAAGAAGUUGGCUGAAUCAAGUCCAACAAAAACCAUAUUUAAAAACAACUAACCAAUCAAAAACUCGUUAAAGACAGACACUUCUCAUCUGCCAAUUCAUCUCCUCUUCAUUAUCAUCUCAUCUUCCGUGGACUCAUCAUCAGAUCUUAAGGACACAAAGAAGAAUGGGUGGGAUGUGCAUGUCUUCGUGUUGUGGUGGUGGUGGUGGUGGCGACGAUGGUUCUAGUUUACUAUUACAUCUCCUCAUCAUGGUGGUCGUCUGCCUCUCUGUCAUGGCUGUCUGCACCUCCAACGAACGCCGUACAUCCGUUCGUGUUGCCCGGUGCCGUUGACCAACCAUCUAGCUAUAUCAGUUCACAACAACUCUACAAAAAAAAGAUUACUUCGGAUCCUUUUCUCUUAUACAUGUAUGUGUUUUGGUUCUUGAUUAGUGAUAAAUAAGGUAUUUGGUUUUGGUUCUUUGACAAUGGUUUUGUCCUCUCUUGUUAACAAAUUAGAUUGGUCAGAAUGAUAUAAAUCACAUAAUCUCAACCGAGUUUUCACCAUACAAGUAUACAACAAACUAUUUGGUUACAACUGAAAUAACGUCAAAUAUGCGGGGCUGUUGUUGAAAUUUUAUCUUUUGUGUUUGGUGAUGAAGUUACGCGGCAGAGAGUAUGUUGAUUCUUGAUCCAGAGACAGGGAGAGUAUAGUGAAGAGAAGAGUCCUAGUUACGUGAUACACACGCUUAAGACUUGUUUGAGAAUGGCAGGGGUCAAGAGCUCAGAGAACAGUUCUUCUAGUGGAAAGUUUAAUGCAAAAUGAGUUUUGACCUGUAGUGUAUGUAACUAAUGAGAUUAUAAAGUAUCUGUGAAUUUGAGACAUUCGUUGAUCCAAACAACCAUAGAGAAACACACACAUUGCAACAUGUAUUAUCUGAUCUAAUAAGCCUUAGUUUUCAGCAAAUCUCUGAAAUCAUUUAUAUCCAGGUAGUUUUUUUUCCCUGGAACAAGAAUAUAUUAAGAGUAUAUUUAUACAUGACAAUAUAACAAUAUAAGAACAACAAACAAAUCGAA